Mytilus trossulus (common blue mussel) is the source of this 761-nucleotide messenger RNA. RefSeq lists its product as uncharacterized. The record is from RefSeq and is a predicted model, not a curated record. The transcript has 6 exons. Bases 114 to 644 code for a protein of 176 amino acids. NCBI's taxonomy places the organism in Eukaryota, Metazoa, Mollusca, Bivalvia, Mytilida, Mytilidae.
CCAUUUAAUUGAUUAUACCACUUAACACUUCAUAAUAAGGGGUAUAUAACAACAGGGCAAAACAAAGAAAACAUAAGACCACGCAGCAACAACACCGAAUUACGUAUGCCAAUAUGUCAAGACUUUCUAUUCUGUGCAUUGUGUUCGUACUCUGUUUCCAAGGAUCUUCGUCACAGACACCUAACUGGUCGAGAAUUUUAGAGCAUACUGGGGAUCUUUCUGGGAAUGUUGGUGGCCUGCGUACAUGGCCUAGUGGAUCAAACCUUGGAGGUUACCUGCACGGUGAUUUAACAAAUCCUAAUAUUAUAGACGGAGGCGGAAUUCGAGGCAGAUACCAAACAGAUCGGUUUCAUUUCGGUGGAGACGCCAAUGUGAGACAACCUUAUGGUCGUCGACCUUCAUAUGGAGUAGAAGCGUAUGGCGGUGCUGAUUUCGGAAGAGACAGAAGCUGGAACAUAGGAGGAAGAGGAUUUGCACGUGGGCAGUUUGGAAGCAGACCGAAUGAUUAUGGAUUUGGUGUCACUCUCACUAAGAAGUUUGGCAGACGACGUAGAUCCAUUUCAUGCCUCGUACAGUGCAGUACAUUAUGUGGACGAUCUGCAAGAUGUAAGAGAAGAUGUUUAGGGCGUACCUGUGCAAAUUAAAAAGAUUUUAGAACAUAUUAAAUUUACUAUUUUUUCUACAUACAAUAUAAAUAAUGGAAUACGUUUUCAAAAUAGUACAAGAUUUAUACAAAAUUAAAAUCAUAUACAAGUAUGAAA